GGUACGCUUACUCCACUGCUUGGUAUCGGUGCAUGUGUCUCGAUUCAGUUUGGUGCAUUAGAGGCUAUGAAGCGUUACUUUUCUGGAAACAACAAAACUGGAUCCCAAAACCUCAGUAUUCUUCAACUAUAUCUCUCGGGUGCUGUAUCUGGUGUUGCCAACUCUGUUCUCAGUGGACCCAUUGAGCAUAUUCGUACUCGUUUGCAGAUUCAAUCUUCCACCAACAAGUUGUACAACGGACCUUUGGAUUUUGUCGGAAAAGUAUCCAAACAGUAUGGUAUGUCUGCCAUUUUCAAGGGACAGACAGUUACGGUCAUUCGCGAACUCCAUGGGUUUGGAGUUUAUUUCUGCGUGUACGAGUAUUUGAUGCAGCGUGCUAUGGCGAUCAACGGUAUUAAGCGUAAUCAGGUACCUAGCUGGAAGCAACUUCUUUUUGGUGCUACCUCUGGUUACAUGCUGUGGAUCUCUGUCUACCCUAUUGAUGUUAUCAAAUCAAAACUGCAAACAGACAGUUUUGAUAAAUCUACUCAGAAAUACAAAGGCAUGAUUGAUUGUGCUUCCAAGAUUUUUGCUCAAGAGGGAUUGACUGGUCUUUAUAGAGGGUUUUGGGCGUGUAUGCUACGUGCAGGUCCUGCCAACGCAGCAACAUUUGCUACCUAUGAAAUGGUCAUGAACUUUAUUGGAAGAUAA
Batrachochytrium dendrobatidis JAM81 is the source of this 690-nucleotide messenger RNA. Its product is annotated as organic acid transporter. Gene Ontology annotation, molecular function: L-ornithine transmembrane transporter activity. The annotation marks the transcript as partial. Lineage: Eukaryota; Fungi; Chytridiomycota; Chytridiomycetes; Rhizophydiales. The record is from RefSeq and is a predicted model, not a curated record. Gene Ontology annotation, biological process: mitochondrial L-ornithine transmembrane transport. Gene Ontology annotation, cellular component: mitochondrion. The transcript has 3 exons.